AUGGCGGUGCCUCCUAUCAUACACUCAGAGAAAGCCUGGGUCACACUCAUCACCAACGAGUCCUACCUCCCAGGUCUCCUAACCCUCAACCACUCCCUCCGCACCGUCAAAUCCGCAUAUCCCCUCAUUGCCCUCCACACACCCUCCCUCCCCUCCUCAUGUAUAGCUGCCCUCUCUCGCCGUGGGAUCCCAUCGAUCCCCGUUCCCUACAUCGCGCCUAGAUCCGGCAAAAAGUACCUCGAGGAUGCGCGCUUCAACGACUGCUGGACGAAGCUCAUCGCCUUCUCGCUCACCCAGUUCUCGCGUGUAGUCCAGCUCGACUCUGACAUGCUCGUUCUCAAAAACAUGGACGAGCUCAUGGACCUGGCCCUCGACCCCGUCUCCCUCAGCGAGUCCGGCUCCGAGACGAGCAAGCGGGUAUUCGCGUCCGGACACGCCUGUAUCUGCAAUCCGCUCAAAAAGCCUCACUACCCGUCUACCUGGAUCCCCGCCAACUGCGCGUUUACACACCAGCAUGAUAAUCCGGACCUGGCUCAGGUGGAAAGCGCUGAUCCGGCACGCAGCCUAGGGGACUUGAAUAGCGGGCUGCUUGUUAUAAAUCCAUCCAAGGUAUUGUUCGAACAGAUUAUAGAACACAUGGAUGCUCAUGGGGAAACGUACGCCUUUCCGGAUCAGGAUUUGCUGGCGGAUUUGUAUAGGGGUCGAUGGGUUCCGCUGCCAUAUGUGUAUAACGCUCUGAAGACGAUGAGAACUGCGGAUGUGCAUGGUGCGAUUUGGAGGGACACGGAGGUGAAGAAUGUGCAUUAUAUUUUGAGUCCGAAGCCGUGGGGGGAGCUAGAUGAGCAGGGGCGAUGGAAGGGUGAGAGUGAGAUUAAUGGUUGGUGGGCUGAGGCUAAUCGGAGGAGACUGGAGAAGGAGAAGGAGGAGGGGAUAUAG
Metarhizium robertsii ARSEF 23 is the source of this 936-nucleotide messenger RNA. RefSeq names its product glycosyltransferase family 8 protein. The transcript has 2 exons. Bases 1 to 936 code for a protein of 311 amino acids. Gene Ontology annotation, molecular function: glycosyltransferase activity. Lineage: Eukaryota; Fungi; Ascomycota; Sordariomycetes; Hypocreales; Clavicipitaceae. The record is from RefSeq and is a predicted model, not a curated record.